This is a messenger RNA of Purpureocillium takamizusanense, 3139 nucleotides long. RefSeq lists its product as uncharacterized. The transcript has a single exon. NCBI's taxonomy places the organism in Eukaryota, Fungi, Ascomycota, Sordariomycetes, Hypocreales, Ophiocordycipitaceae. The coding region runs from base 1225 to 2997 and encodes 590 amino acids. The record is from RefSeq and is a predicted model, not a curated record.
UCCUUCCUACCUUGACAGACAGAUGACCGGCAACAUCGUCGCUUGCUAGGGCAGCAAGUUGACUGGGACGACGACGCUCCCAAGAAAACACCUACCAUCAUUAGCUGGACCGCCCAUUGACGCUGACGGCUGCUCGUCUCCCGUGCAUCGCAGCGCGCGCCCGUCAGCAGAACGCUCGCACGCUGUCGUAUGAGCCUGACCAGCCCGGUGGCGCUCGAUAGCUGCCGUUCAAGGACAGUCGCAAGCCCGGGGUCGCGUGUGAGCUGGCGGGAGCCUCCCUCCCGUCCGGCAGCCUCGGAACAGGGGGCCCAGCUUCGUCAACUCGCCAAGCUCCGCCGCGGCUCCAUAUUAAAUUCCUGUCCGAGUCCGACGAGGCUCACCGUGGUUUGAGCGCGCGGGAAAAAGCGUACGACUUCAUAAGAGACGGGCUCGUCGACCUGUUCCCAUCCCCUUCUCCCCCCUUUGACGGUUUCGGGGUGGUUUUGGUGGUGGCACUACCUAUUCCAGACAUCGAACAAACCUACCCACCCCCUUCCCCGGCAUCCCACGGCGCAGUCAACUAGGCCUUGGCUGCAGCGCAUCACGGUUCGGCACUCAGACGCGUGCUGCUGGCUGGCCUCCGCACCCCCUGCCGCCGUCGAUGCAUGCGCCACCACCAUAGUCGCCGCCUCUCCUCGGUCACUGGCACGCCCUGUCCCGGCACGUCUGACCAGCCCGUGCCUCUCGUACUACAACAUACAGUACACCUCCAGCCACGGCUCUCCCUGUCUCGGACAUAUCCCUUUCCCAUCUCUCGCUCAUACGUACGACCCUGACGUUCGCUUGCUGUCCUUGGUUCUGCGAACCCGAUAUGCCCCUCUCUGUCACUGACUUUUGCUGCGUCACCCUCACUUCCAUUUGACUCUUUGAUUCCCUGAUACUUGCAAACUGGCGGCAUCCGAGGGCGCGCCACUUGUUCUCUACAUCUCUCGCACUUGAACGGCACCUCCACUAAAGGCAUCGCUGUGCAAUCGCUCCGGACGACGAUUGUUGGGGCUAUUCUGCUCAACUAUUCUAUUCACUUCUACUUCACCUUCUCCUUGCCGCUCAUCGUCACACCACUUCUCGCGCUCGGCCACCGUAUAUUCGGCACUCGGCGACGGGGCCGCCUGGACCUCUGCCGUCUGGAGCAAGGCCUGACCUCUCUCUUUGUCGGUGUAAUUGCCACGACAUCUCGCGAGCACAAUGUUCUUACACUCAGGAGCAAGUCUGCACGGUCACGAAUACUCCUCUCGACGGUCCUCGAACGCGCCGCCGCCGCCGCCGCCGCCGCACAAGCGACAUUCCCUCCUGCGGACGGCUUUGCGGCCACUCGCUCCUGCCGAUACCAACUACCUCUUUGAACAGCCCUUGGACUCUGACACUGCCCUUCCCUCCUCCCCUCCCCCUCCCCCUCGGCCGCCGCAGAGGAGGCACACGCUCGACAUUCCUGGCCCAUCGUCUCUCUCAUCUCAUCGCCGCCCCCUCUCGACCACACUAGCAAGAAAGGAUCUGGCCGUGCGAUUCCGCGAGCCCAGCAUGGACUCGGCGCAGACUCCGCUUGCCAGCGAGGACGAAGAGUCGGUCGCGGGCUCCGAACUGAGCGACACUACCGAGUCCUCGGUCCGCCGUGCCAAGCGGAAGCGCGUCCCCCGACGUUCAACUCGUUUCGCCCUUGCACACCCCGCUCCCCAGCUUCGCACCAAGCAACGGAUGUUGGUGCAGAUACGUCCGCGAGUGCUUCUUCAGCUGCAGGAGGUCGGCGAAAGACGAGCCGUGCCUGCGUUUGAUGUUAUCCCGUCUAGCCUCAUCGCUGGCACCCUCAUCAUCCCUCGGUUGGCGAAGCGGUUUCCGCGCCUAAUUGGAGCCAGGCCCGAGCUCGCUCAAGACGACGUUCUCGUGGUUCGAUGCGAUGACUACGAACCCUCGACCCCUAGCUCACCAUCGCAACCGAAGCGAGCAAGCAGGGACCUCGACAACAAAGAUGUGCUGGCGGUCAUUGGUGGCGCAUCUCAGGACAACAACAAUAGUGCUGAGAUUGCUCUCGAAGAUGGGUCCACAUGGCUGGCAAACUUGAUGGCAAAUGGAUCUUACGAGUUCACGCACGUCGACCAACAGGGGACAACGUUUACCGCUCGAUGGGUACGGCGGGCAGUCACCUGCAAGCGGAACAGCGCGGCAUCUGUAGGCGGCACGAGCCCGACGUCGACGACCCCACACGCCACCGACUAUAAAUGGACGUUCAGUAUCAUCGACCCGUCGUCGAAGAGGCAUCCCAUUCUGGGCAGCCUCACGGCCGAGUCGGUUGAAAUUUACGACACGUACACCACCCUUUCCACCUCAAGCGGUCGCUACCCGCCCUCGCGAUCUUUCAGCGCCGAGGCCAGUGGCGGUCGCUGGGACCAAGCGUCGCAUGCUACACCUCGGCAAGACGAACGUGCGACGGCAAGAGUGACGCGGGAGCAAAAGAGGCUGAUGCUGGCCACGGCCACCUGGAUCAGCCUUCACAAGCAAGGCUGGCCCGCGUCCGCGAACCCCAAGUUCGCCCGGACUGCCUCGGCCUGUCGGUCGGCCAGCGCUGGGUCGCCUUCGCGUCGCCAGUCAUAUCCAGUAUACUCGGCGGAUGGAGAAUCUCGAGCCAACAGCCCCGUCAGAUCGAUGGCACAACAGCCAGACAGCCGAGUGGAGCGCCCGCCCGCCAGUCCCAGCCCUUGCCGCUCAUCGCACACACCUGCGCGAGCCAUGUCGACGGGUCGGGCCUUCAUGACCCGGAGAAGCGGGCGGUCGGCCCAUGAGGACCGUCGUUCAUCCGGUAUGUCCCAGCACAGCACGGACAAGCCCAAGACGGACGAGGAGGAGAAUGAGGAGGACGAGGCGCGCUGCCGGCCCAAGGUACGACCGUGGCUCCACAGGUUGUUCCAUCGAAAAAAGCGCACAAGCAAGGACGAGGAGCUGGCCAAGUACAAACUGGACAGAUAGUGAUACCCAAGCAUGGCAUCGGCGCAAACUGGCGUAAUGUAGCGAAGUUGGUCACGAGGGGUGACCUCGAUGGAUGUACGAUGUAGAUAUGAAACAACCCCCCGACGACCGUCUGUAUAAAUUCACAACCUUACCUUCUGCA